AUGCCUACCAACAAUAGAGACCUUUUCGCGUCCCGGAAGGCGUGCUACGCGGUGAUCGUGCUUCUCGCCGCGCUGCUCGCGAGCAGCAGUGUCGCAGUCGCAGGAAUUUUUAAGGGCAAAUACACGCGCUGGCACGCGGCAUGCACGCGCUUGCUCGCGCAGGCCCGCGCUGUCUCGCGCAAGCGAGCACACGCAGAGAACAACGUGAUCACGCAGGCGGGCGCGCAUGUGCUGGGGGUAGAGGGGGAGGGGGAAGGAGAGGGGGAGGGGCGACGGCAGGCAGGUAGAUUUUCGGGGGCAUCAUGGGCCAUCACAGCAGUGAGCGCAGUGGAAAUGGCGUACGCGUUAGUGGCUGCCUCGACGCCCUCCAUGGAUCCCCCACAACGCUUAUCAGUACAGCAGAUACUAGACUGCAGGAACAGCACGAGCAGCAGCUGUGUGGCGAGCGGGUGGCCGACGGCAGCGCUGGACUACAUGGUGGACGCCACGAUGCAGUGGGGGGGGCUUGCGAGCGAGUCUGGCGAAGCAGCAGGCGACGACCAUAGGCGUGAUGGGGUACGACCAGGUGGACUACUACGGCUGGCUUGGCCUUCUCCUCGCUGUCAACCGCCCAAGCUGUGCCAGUCACUGCAGAACCCAUGUGGGGGGGGCACGUGCGAGGAGGUGAUGGAUAGCUUCUACACGUGCUCGUGCCUGGACUCGCUCUUCAUUCCCGUCGCCGACAAGGGUGGCGCCCAGACGUGUGUGUUCGCUCCCCUUGCGCCUCUUCCCCUUCUCCUGCACCUUUUUCCCUCCCCUGGCCCCUCUUCUCCUUCCCUCCCCCCACUCCCCCCUUGUACCUUUUCCCCUCCCCUUGCCCCUCCGCCCACUCGCUCCCUGCCUGCCAGCUGGCAUGUGCAGCCAAAGGACGACACCGACGUGUGCAGCCAGCAGGACGAAAACCCAUGUGUGGUCGGCACGUGCAUCAACGACAAUGCGGGCGGCUUCUUUUGUCUCUGUCCGCCGGGAUUCGAUCAGGGGUACCGCCCCAACGGCGCUCGCACAUGUGUCCCAGCCUCCAACCCCUCCUACACCGUCAUCUUCCCAAUAUACAUCAGCUGUCCGCUAGUCUACCAGCUCUACGGCCUCACGGAGGAGGCGUUUCUCGCUCAGAACCUCAACCUGGGAAUCGACCACUGUGAGACCAUCCCUGCCAACACGGUAGUGAGCGUGGCACCACCCCUCAAGGGGGCCGUGUACUGUGCGCUCUACUACUCGUGGACGGAAAAUGACACGUGUGAGGGCGUGGCGGACAGUUUCUGGCUCACAGUGGACGACUUUCUGACGCUCAACCCCGGAAUCAACUGCACGGAUUGCACCGCCUGGAACGCUCCGACUGUGAUCCAGCAGCUGUGUGUGGCGAAGGGCAGUGGCGGAGGAAACGUGCCUACGCUACCCAUGUGCACGGCAUGGUACACGGUGCAGUCGGGGGACACAUGCGAGAGCAUCAUGACGGAUUUCUCUCUCAACCAAACCGCCUUCUUCUCACUCAACCCGGGCGUGGGCUGCGACAGCCUCUUCGCAUCUGUUGGGGGCAGCAGCCUCGGCUGGAGUGGGGGUGUUGUGCAGGUGAGCGGUGGGGAGCAGGUGAGGGGUGGGAUGCAGGUGUGUGUGGAUGCAUACCUGGUGGAAACCUCGGGCUCACCCACCCCUCGCUUACUCCGUGAGCUCUUCUCCACUUCCUCACUCGUUCCCUCCACCCCUACCCUCUCUUUCCAAUCCUCCUCUUCUUCCUCUUCUUUCUCCUCCUCUUCCUCCUCUUCUUCCUCCUCUUCCUCCUCUUCUUCCUCUCCCUCGUCUCUCUCAACACGAGGAAGACUGCUCAUCCCCUCUCCCUCCGCUCAACCAAUGAGAGGGCGCCAGCUGGCGGUGUCAAAGAAGCGGUGCCUGGCGUUUUACUCAGUGACGCGGGGGGACUUUUGUGCGCGCAUCAUAUCGCUCAAGUUCCAGAACAGUGCGAGGAAGCUGGCAGAGCUGAACAAUGGAUACGUGUGUACCAAUGAUAGGCUAUAUGUCGGGCUCUCGCUUUGCACUCGAAGAUAG
Closterium sp. NIES-65 is the source of this 2082-nucleotide messenger RNA. NCBI's taxonomy places the organism in Eukaryota, Viridiplantae, Streptophyta, Zygnematophyceae, Desmidiales, Closteriaceae. The record is from the annotation of a GenBank genome assembly.